Glossina fuscipes is the source of this 1057-nucleotide messenger RNA. It is a transcript of the gene mRpL19, whose product is annotated as 39S ribosomal protein L19, mitochondrial. Gene Ontology annotation, cellular component: ribosome; mitochondrial large ribosomal subunit. Gene Ontology annotation, biological process: translation. Bases 78 to 995 code for a protein of 305 amino acids. NCBI's taxonomy places the organism in Eukaryota, Metazoa, Arthropoda, Insecta, Diptera, Glossinidae. The transcript is spliced from 3 exons. Gene Ontology annotation, molecular function: structural constituent of ribosome. The record is from RefSeq and is a predicted model, not a curated record.
GCUGCAUCAACUCAGCUGACUUAUAACCAAAAAAAUUUGAUUUACUAAUAAAGAAGUGACAUAAAAUUGUUAAGGCAAUGCUGAAUCAAAGAAAAGUAAUGAGUUCUUUGUGUUUUAAGCACAAUAAACUUUUCCAACCAGUUGCUUUCUUUUCAACGAAAGUUUUGCCACAAACAAAGAAAACCGGUUCAUUAAGUGCUCCAAAAGCGCCUUCAUCGUCGCAAACCGAAACACGCAAGCCUGUUAUACCUGCUAAUUGCCGUUUUAUUUAUCCAGAAUUUUUACCGGAUCCCAAAAUUGAAUGGCGUAAUCCGAUACGUGAAAAGUUGGAGCGGCUCGAUAUGCUCGAUCGACGGACGCAAAUCGAAAUACCGGAAUUCUAUGUCGGGUCAGUAGUAGCAGUUACAAGUUCCGAUCCUCAUUCAGCGGGCAAAGUUAGUCGAUUUUUAGGAAUUUGUAUUUUGCGUGAAAAAUGCGGCUUAAGAGCCCGUUUCAUUUUGCGUAAUGUGAUUGAUAAGCAAGGGCUUGAAAUUUCAUACGAUAUGUAUGAUCCCACCAUACAAAAAAUUGAAGUUUUGCGGCUUGAAAAACGUCUUGACGAUCGUUUAUUCUAUUUACGUGAUGCGUUACCGGAGUAUAGCACUUUCGAUACUAAUAUGGAACCAGAAAUUAGAGACGAAGGUGCCGCAGUUCCCGUAAACGAUAUAAAAGUUCGUUUGCGUCCGCGACCUUGGUUGGAAAAAUGGGAAAGACAAAAUUUGCGUGGCAUCUCAAAUAUUGAUGAAUAUCUAACGGAUAAACGUAGACGUACCGCCAAAGACCAUGAGAAGCCAUGGGAGAAAUAUGAUUUAAUGAAGCAAUAUCGCUCAACUAUACCAGAAGAGCAUCAAAAGGAGAUCUAUUCAGAAGUCUACUCUCACAUACAUCAAACGGAUUUGGAACGUCAAAAGAAUAAGCGCAAAAGAUCAUUUGUUAAUCCAACUAAAUUGGCUUAAAAAUUUUAUUUCGUCUUAAGUUUUUUUUUUUAUGUAUUGCAAAAAAUUUUUAAGUUAACACA